Molecule: messenger RNA, 2391 nt
Organism: Peronospora farinosa
Lineage: Eukaryota; Oomycota; Peronosporomycetes; Peronosporales; Peronosporaceae
Source: the annotation of a GenBank genome assembly
AUGUUACCAGCUCAUCAACGACGCACUGGGCGAAUUAAUAGUCUCUAUGAAUUCCAACAACGUGCCGCUCUUUACAAUGGUGACAAUGAGAUUGAGAUUGAUGAUGAAAAGAUUCCAAUCUCUGCACUACUAAAAGACGAGUAUCAUGUCGCAGACGCUUACAUUGGCAUUGCCCCUGAUCGACGUGGCAGUGACGGGUCGGACUUUAUCGAAUCGUUUCGGAAAUAUGGAUUACGAAGAUCAAUCUCAGGUGCAUCUCUCUUUGGAGGUGAAAGAAGUCGAGCUUUGAAUACAUGCUUGUACUAUCGUCGACAAUUGAAAGCCGUGUGCUUUUUGAUCCUUUUGGGUGUCAUUGGUGGACCAAUGAACUUUGGAAUUCGAAUAUUGUACAAUCAUCUUCUAAAAUUAAGAGAAUAUCUCGCUGGCUUGGCCCCUACCUAUGCAUUGAAACUCGCUGUUUGGAUAGCCCACACUGUGAUUUUCUCAGGACUGGGACUGUUCUUCACUCAACUAGCUCCGGUUGCUGCUGGGUCUGGAGUCUCCCAGAUGAAAUCGAUCCUUACAGGGAUCGACCCACGAAUGUAUUUCCCUGGCUACUUUGACUUUUCCACAUUUCUCGCCAAGGUAGCUGGCUUGGUGUGCUCCGUUGGCGCCGGUCUCAUUGUAGGUACAGAAGGAGCUUACGUUCACAUCAUGUCCAUCGUCACGCACCACUUGCUCAAAUCACCGCUGUUUAAGGGAUUUAGUGUGCAUCUUAACGGCCGACUUCAGCUUCUGGGUGCUGCAUGUGCUGUCGGCGUAUCGUCGGUCUUUUCGUCGCCUAUUGGUGGUGUGCUUUUCUCCUUGGAAGUAACAUCGACGUACUACCUCACGUCAAACUACAUUAAGGCCUUCAUUAGUGCCGUUUCUGGAGCAGUGAUGCUACGUUUGACGCUGGUGUUGGCUAAUAGUGAAUCUAAUCUUGCGACACAGGCAGUGUUGAGAACUCAGUUUCCUCCCAGUCCGUUCAAUAUCUGUGAAAUUCCUCUGUACAUCCUUCUGGGCGCUGUACUUGGACUGAUUUGCACGGCAAUGAUGUGGUUCUUGCGCAAGAUUGCUGAGUACAGGAAGGCUUGUCGAGAAUCGUCGCAGAGGUGGAAAAAAAUACUAGUCACGUGGAUCGACCCACUUGUUGUGUCAAUAUUGACGGCUGUUUUGACUUUUGUGCCUGGAGAAUAUGCCCAACAUAACUCGAUGAACGACCUCGCCAUUUUGUUUACAGAAGGAGAUCUACCAGCAGCGUGGCAGGUGCGGUCCAAGUACUAUGCGCUUUCGGUUCUGUCGUCUGUUUUCAUUUUCUUGCUUCCGCUGUGCAUCACUUUGAAGAUUCCCACUGGAAUUUGGGUGCCAACGUUUAUUGCUGGCGCUGCAUUUGGCCGCAUGUUUGGAGAGAUCGUUGCGACUCUGUUUCCAAAUCUAGAUGUCAUUCCUGCUACGUACGCGCUGGCUGGAGCAGCUGCAUUUGGGACUGCUGCGACACGGGCAAUUUCUGUGGCGGUUAUUACGCUGGAGAUUACCGCAGCAAUGUCAAUGACUCUUCCGCUGUUUUGUGCAUCACUGGCGGCAGUAGCAGUCUCAAAUUUGUGUAAGGAAAAAUCCGUUUACGACACACUGCUGAUCGUAAGCGGUAUACCAUUCCUACCUCUCAUCGACUUCGAACCGACUAUGGCAGCUGGUGACGUCGUGGAACCGUGCUUGGUUUACAUACAAAAACGCACAACAAUCGCUCGCAUUUUGCUUGCGCUCCAGCGUUUGCCGCAUCACGAGAUCCCGGUCGUCAAAGACGAAACGACAAUGAUUUUGCUGGGCGUGGUGAGUGGCUCGCAAUUGCGGAGGUUUGUCAGGAAACACUACGAGGCAAAUAAUCUCGACGGGGUUGAUGAAGAUCUCGGUGAAAAGCCCCAGAAUAAUACGUCUUUACUAUCAUGGGCCACAUUGAAGGACAAACUCACGCAACAUACUCCGUCCGAUAACACUGGCGGCUUUCACGGUAUCGGUUCUGUCGAUAUCACUUACAGCGCGUUGUCGUCCCAACGACCCCACGUGAUCGGAGAUGGAGCUCAACUUCCAUUCGUUCUGGACGAUUCAAAAAUGCUGGGGCUGCUGAACGAAGGUUGGGACAGCGUCAAAGUCGAAAAGCUCAAUACCGCUGUGAAAAUCACCGAGGGACGCAUCUGCAUUAUUCGUCCUAUGGCGAUGACCAUCUCCAGUAAUACGCCUUUGGAUGAUCUUCACAUGAUCUUUACAAUGCUUCGUUGUGAUCACUGCUUUGUGUGCGACCACGGAGCUCUGGAAGGUGUCGUCACUACCAAAGGACUAUUACGUUCUGGGAAGCUUGAUGAUUCUGCAUAG